AUGGCAGCCCAAUACACCGCUUUCGCAAGGUCUGGCUCUUCGGGGCGCUCAAGUUCUAGUCUUAGCGAGCAGCCUGACGCGCUCGUUGUUCAACGUUCAUUCCGCAGCGGCACGAAGGGAACUGGCUACAGUGCAUAUGAAAGCCUACGUUCGGAGCUCGGCGUUGAGUGGCUCUCUCGCAGAUGGACUUCAGCGACGUUCGACAUCGACCGACACUCUGGCGGCCGACUUCUUCGAUCUCAUUUGUCGGCAGAGCUCGACGGUGGUCCGCUGCGUCAUGAAUGUAAAGUCACGAUAGACGCCGAGGAAGUCGUUGCAUUCGAUGGGUCUAUCCCUCGGUUACUUGCAUCCCUCCCCAUGAGCACGCUCACCCGGUUGGACCUCCACAUAUCGGACGACAUCGUACAGAGUUGGGGAGAAGACGCCAUCUGCUCCGCGUUCGGCGAUGCAAGAAGCGUAACGAAUCUCAUCUUGACCGGGAGAUCUCUUUGUGCUUGCGCGUGUAUGCUCCUGGGCUUGGAGGAGGAUCGAGCGCUACCCACAAUCCCCAAAGCAUUUCCUUCGCUGACAACGCUCACGCUCGAUGAAAUCAAUCUUGGAGAUAUAAUGGACCCUAUCUCACCACCAUCGAGAGUCCCAGCAUUGUGGCAGGAACAGAAGUCGAGUGGUGAAACUGUGCGAGACAUACUCGCGCAUGCGCUUUUGUUACGCAAACGCUCGCCUGGGCUCCUUGUCCAGAUCGGCGGAUCCCAUAUCCAAAAACAAGACUUGACUCUGCUCAAGAGCACUCUUCGCACCUUGGCUGGAGAUGUACUCCCCAUAAAGGUGAAGCACUAUGUGAAGGAUGCUCACUCGGAAGGGUGCAGGCACUUUGGUCAAAGGGACACAAGUGGCCCAACAGACAACAGCGACCACCGAUAUAACGCUGAUUAUCACGACUCAGAUAGCGAGGACUCCGGGUUCUAG
Messenger RNA from Peniophora sp. CBMAI 1063, 966 nucleotides. Lineage: Eukaryota; Fungi; Basidiomycota; Agaricomycetes; Russulales; Peniophoraceae. The record is from the annotation of a GenBank genome assembly.